AUGGCCGGAAGAGAAGAUCAUCGCAUCUUUAUCGGAGGUCUGUCUCGAUUUACCACUCAGAGGAUUCUUGAGGAUGCUUUCAGCCGAUACGGGAGGAUCAUCCAAUCUUUGGUGAUGGCGGACAAGGUAACUGGUCAACCACGUGGAUAUGGGUUUAUAUCGUUUGGAAGUCGUAGAGCAAUGGAAGAUUCUAUAAGGGAAAUGAACGGUAGGGAAUUGAAUGGUCUAGUUAUUACAGUGAGAAAGGCACAUGAUCGCAAUAGUGGUGGUUAUAUGGAAGAAAGGUUAGUUGGUCAUAGAGGUGGUGGUGGGGGCAGUUACAGCGAUAGUUAUAGAGGAGGAGGAGACAGACAUGGGUCUGGUAGUAGUAGUAUUAGUAUCGACUGUUCCAAGUGUGGGCGUCACGGCCAUAACUCUAGCCAAUGCUCCUAUGCUGGCGGUGGAGGAAGUGGUGGUGAUAGACAUAGAUACGAUUCUUACUCGGACAGGGGUGAUCGUUUUGAAGAUCAAAGUCGUGAUAGGUAUGUUGAUAGGGAGGAUUUGGGUUUCGGUUUGGGUUUGGGUUUGGGCGGCGGUGGAAGUGGAAGUGGAAGUGGUGAUGGAUAUAGAAGUGGCGGCAGACAGGAGGAUCGACAUGAAAGAGGAAAUAGGUACAGGGAGAGGCCGGGGCCUUAUGACCGUUCUGGAAGGGUUGGAGGAGAUAGGGACAGGGAAUGGAACAUGAGGGACAGGGAAUGGGACAGGGACAGAGACAAGAACAGGGACAGGCCAGCUCCUUAUUAUGACCGUUAA
Molecule: messenger RNA, 792 nt
Organism: Impatiens glandulifera
Lineage: Eukaryota; Viridiplantae; Streptophyta; Magnoliopsida; Ericales; Balsaminaceae
Product: glycine-rich RNA-binding protein 7-like
Exons: 2
Coding region: 1-792 (263 amino acids)
Molecular function (GO): RNA binding; zinc ion binding
Source: RefSeq, a predicted model, not a curated record